GUAUAUUACUAAUUACUCUCCUCAACGUUCUUUCUCUUCAUAUAAACAGCAUUAGCUACUUAAUCCUGAUCUAAUUAUAAUCUAGUUUCGAAUUUCUUGCCCUCAUAAUCGUUCGUGUUCUUGAAAUACUUGUUUACUCGAUUAAUUUUUCUCGAAAAUGAAAGGGAGCUUGGCGGAAAACAAUCCUCUGCAUCUGAAAUCUCUGAACCACAUAUCACUGGUGUGCAAGUCAAUUGAAGAGUCCAUGGAUUUCUACAAAAAUGUUCUUGGUUUUGCUCCUGUGAGGAGACCUGGAUCAUUUGAUUUUAACGGAGCUUGGCUAUUCAGCUAUGGAAUAGGGAUACAUUUGUUACAAUCAGAAGAUCCGGAAAACAUGCCGAAGAAAGGAGAGAUCAAUCCCAAAGAUAAUCAUAUCUCUUUCCAGUGCGAGAGCAUGGGGGCGGUGGAGAAGAAGCUGAAAGAAAUGGGGAUCGAUUACGUGAGGCAACGCGUAGAAGAGGGAGGGAUAUAUGUGGAUCAGCUGUUCUUCCAUGAUCCCGAUGGAUUCAUGGUGGAGAUAUGCAAUUGCGAUAAUCUCCCGGUCGUUCCCAUCGCUGGCGAAAUGGCUCGAUCCUGCUCUCGUCUCAAUUUUCAGCAGCCACAGCAGAUCCCAGUGGUUCGUCUUUAGUGAGGCCAAUUACUAGUAUGCGCAGAGGAAUUAAGAUGCUUGAUUUUAUCUGAUGUUUAAUUAGGUGUUUUUUAAGUUUGAAUAAUUUAGCAGUCGCUUCUUGUUUGUGAUUGUUCAGUUUGUAGCUUGUGAGUAUUAAAUUUGUGAACUUGUUGCUACAAAUUGUAUAACUAAGACGUUUGAUUUUGUCUUGUU
Messenger RNA from Daucus carota subsp. sativus, 862 nucleotides. Its product is annotated as glyoxylase I 4. Lineage: Eukaryota; Viridiplantae; Streptophyta; Magnoliopsida; Apiales; Apiaceae. The record is from RefSeq and is a predicted model, not a curated record. The transcript is spliced from 3 exons. Bases 158 to 667 code for a protein of 169 amino acids.